Molecule: messenger RNA, 928 nt
Organism: Xenopus laevis (African clawed frog)
Lineage: Eukaryota; Metazoa; Chordata; Amphibia; Anura; Pipidae
Gene: eola1.S
Product: endothelium and lymphocyte associated ASCH domain 1 S homeolog
Source: RefSeq, marked predicted
CCCGAACACACACACACAUCUCUAAUGACCACAUACACCCACCAUUAACUAUCGAGCAUAUUCCAGGAUAUUAAUCUGGCAAAUUAGUUCCGCCAUGCGGGUGGCUUGCCUUUCCUUCCGCCAGCCCUAUGCCGGGUUAACGCUGAACGGCCUCAAAACUCUGGAAACGCGUUGGCGCCCCCUGUUGGCUGAAUUCCGCAACUGCACCCUUGCUAUUCACAUUGCAGUGAAAGAUUGGGAUGGACAUGACUGGAGAGACAUCUUGUUGAGCAGAGCUGGAAUGUCACAUGCACAAGUGCAGCACGUUAUAGACUCGGGAGAAAGGCUUGGUAGGGGCGUUAUUGCAGGGCUUGUGGAUGUUGGUGAAACUUGGCAGUGCGAGGAAAACUUGCCCCCUUUGCAGGUCCUAGAACUAGAGAACCAAGCUUUGUUAAAAGGUCUGGAUCACAAGUACCUCACCACCAUUUCUAAUGCUCGGUGGUUACUGCAGCCAGUUCCAGCAAGGGGCGGCAAAGAUGUGUGGCAGGUGGACAUACCCGAUGAAUUCAUCCCCUGAAAAGACAAUAUUUUCAGAAGAAAUGUUCGAAGCCACACGCACUGUUUUAGAAGAAGCAAUCGUUUUACAUUUCAGACUUUCCAUAUGUGGAUUGUGUUCAAAGUUUUGCAAGAUCAUGGGGGUGUGUGUUCUACUCCACAAUGCAGAGAACAAUAUGUCAACUGAACUGCACUCCAGCAAAUGAUUAGAAAAAAAACGCUACUGCCAAAUCGAGCAUAAUGCAAAAGUACUUUACAGGUUUUGUCUCAACAGAAAAAAACAAAUGUUGCUCACAUCUGUAGUUAAUAGUUACAGCAUGUGCUCCUUCCUAAGAAAUGGUAGUUUUAAGGAUCGCUAUUAUCAUGAAUAAAGGUCUUUUAUUUACAACCGAAA